Messenger RNA from Toxorhynchites rutilus septentrionalis, 3241 nucleotides. RefSeq names its product myotubularin-related protein 8 (gene Mtmr6). The transcript is spliced from 10 exons. The coding region runs from base 269 to 2515 and encodes 748 amino acids. The record is from RefSeq and is a predicted model, not a curated record. Gene Ontology annotation, molecular function: phosphatase activity; metal ion binding. NCBI's taxonomy places the organism in Eukaryota, Metazoa, Arthropoda, Insecta, Diptera, Culicidae. Gene Ontology annotation, biological process: dephosphorylation.
CGCAGUUCGAGUUUUCCUGCUGCUGCAGUAAGGCUCGGUAUCGUGUGGCUUUCCCGCGUCUGAUCAGCUUGAGUUGUAUUUUGGUGGUGAUAUUUUUAUCCACAAGGAAGUGCGAUGGGAAUGGGGAUACUUUGAAGUAGUAGAUACGUUGUUGUCCUGUUUACUCGGAUCGAUUUCCCGCAUAGUACUAUCGUCCGUGUUCUGUGCAAUCAUGUUGAUGGAUGUGUAAUUAUCGGUGGUGCAGUGUCUCGUUUUAUGAAAACAAAUUAUGGCCGAGCCAUUGUCUCCUUCCAACUCAACAUUCAAGCAGAACUUUGAUCUCGUGACUCCGGAAUUUGACGAGGAUCCGAAGGUGCUAUGGGGCGUUACCGUACCACCGUUUGUUUCCGAUAAAGUUGUUUCAUGGGUCGAGGAAAACUUCCCGUGCUCUCCACCACAAAAUAUUACGUUCAGCGGGUGCAAUGUGUUGAAAAAGAUUGAAAAUGUUCGGAUGAUAGACAGGUACAACAGCAAAAAUCCGACUGUGGGUGUGCUGUAUCUCACAGCAACGCAUUUGAUUUUCGUUGAUCCGGAUGCAAACAAGGAAACUUGGGUUCUGUACAUGCAUAUUGCUAACGUCGAGAAGCUUCCGCUGAGCACGACCGGAUCGCCGUUAUUAAUACGUUGUAAAACAUUCCUGUCCAUCACAUUUGUUAUACCGAAAGAGCGGGAGUGCCAUGACGUGUACACAACGCUGAUAAAGCUGUACCAACCAGUGAAUAUUAAAAAUCUCUACUGUUUCCAAUACACGACUACCGCUAAGGAAUUACCAAAAUCUGCCGGGUGGGAUUAUUUCAAACUUGUAAAUGAAUUCAAGAGAAUGCGCGUUCCGAACGACCAGUGGAGUCUGUGCACGCUGAACCAAAACUAUGAGCUCUGUGAUACGUAUCCCCAGCAGCUGUACGUGCCAGCAGAAACGAGCACUACGAUGCUGCUUGGCAGCUCCCGCUUCCGGUCGAAGGGACGUCUGCCGGCAUUGACCUAUUUGCAUUCUAACAAGGCGUCGAUCUGUCGCUGCAGUCAGCCAUUGUCGGGCUUUAGUGCACGCUGUCUCGAGGAUGAGCAAAUGCUGGAGGCCGUGAGGAAAACUAAUCCCAAUUGUGGAUUUAUGUAUGUUGUCGACACCAGACCCAGAAUUAAUGCAAUGGCGAAUCGUGCAGCCGGGAAAGGAUACGAGAACGAAGCCAACUAUGAGAACAUCAAAUUUCAAUUCCUGGGCAUAGAAAACAUUCAUACCAUGCGUACCAGCCUGCAGAAGGUGAUUGAAUGUUGCGAGCAGAAGUCUCCUACCAUGAACAGUUUUCUAAGCGCUCUAGAAUCUUCUGGAUGGCUCAAACACAUUCGAUCAAUACUGGAUACCUCCAGUUUCAUUGCUAAUGCGAUCGACAAUGGUAUUUCUGUCGUCGUGCAUUGUUCCGAUGGUUGGGAUAGAACCGCACAAGUUUGCUCCUUGGCAGCUCUUAUGCUUGAUCCAUAUUAUCGGACCAUUAAAGGGUUUCAGGCCCUCAUUGAAAAGGAUUGGCUUGCAUUCGGACACAAGUUUAGUGACCGUUAUGGUCACAUCCAGAAUGAUCCCAAGGAAGUAUCUCCCGUUUUCACACAACUUCUGGAUUGUGCCUGGCAGCUUAUGCAACAACGGAACGAUGCGUUCGAAUUUAACGAACGGUUUUUGCUAAUUCUCCAUGACCAUGUAAUGUCCUGUCAGUUUGGAACAUUUGUUGGCAACUGUGAGAAGGAUAGGCUAGACCUACGGCUGUCCGAGAAAACUUUCUCAUUGUGGGGCUAUAUGUCCAAUCAUUUGAAUGAAUAUAUUAAUCCAUUGUACCGACCGGAGAUGGAUGAAACUAUUAGACCGAAUUUGGCCCCGCAGUGCAUAAAAUUCUGGCGCGGAAUGUACAGUCGAUUCGAAAGUGGAAUUCAUCCGAGGGAACCCUUGGAUGAUUUGUUGAUUGCUAGCAAAGAUCAUUCAACCUCGCUGGAUGAUCAUGUGCAACUUCUGACUAAGCGCAUCAACAGUUUCAAGAAUAUGAUCUCUAAAUCGGCGAAACGAUUACAAGGAAACAAGUAUGUCGACAAUCGCAGUAUAGAGGUAAAUGACAAUCGUUACAACUAUGACAAGAGGCUAAGUGAACUUUCUUGUGCUGAUGAUGAUCACCCACUUAAAACAUCGGAUUUAACUCUCUCUAAUAUUCCGGCCCAGGAAUGUAAUGACAACAUCGUUGACAUGAAUCGGGUAACGGACGAGAUGAGCUCGGUUGCCAUUGACUGGAAGCCGCUGCGCAGCGUAGUUAACUGUCCCACAUGCUCCAUACCGUUCGAUCAGAUCACAAAGAAGCAGAAUCACUGUUGGAAAUGUGGUGAAGUGUUCUGCAAUCGCUGCAUUGACAAAACUGUUGCCCUGGCUGGCCAUAACAGUGGUAAUUUGGUUCCGGUUUGUAGGAAUUGUUUCCGGGAAGUGCAGCAAAUUAGUCCUUAAAUAUUCAUGUUUUAACUGUUUCGUGAUUGAUCCUUAUGUGUAUCAUUUUUUUUGACAUUAUGUCACAAAUUGUUUGGUUACUUUAUUGGUUACUCGCCGAGACCUUCAUGAGGAUUAUGUUUCCAUUAGAUUAAUAUUAGCAUAAUGUUAUUCGUUAGGUUUAUUAGAUAGUCCAUUAUUAAAACAUACAAUCGAGAAAUAAAGUGAUACGGGCACCUUCAUGAUAAAAUCCAGGCGAUUUUCUUUGUAAAUUUUCUUUACCUUAUGAAAUAUGUUGUCAUUGUGAUACUAUCUAGAAUCAGAAAUGUUGCUAAUUAAAUACGAGAAAAUGUAUUCUAUCAAUUUGUUCAGCUGAUCAGUGUUGGGGUUAUAUAUGUUAUACUACAAAAGACGUAAGAUGUAAUCACAAGUUCGUCAUUUCACCUGAAACCCAAAUUAUCAAACAACAUACUUAAAAGCGGCUUCAUCAAAAUAGGGGGAGAGACAUUAAAUCAAAAUUCCGUAAAUGCAUUCAAAUCAAUUUUCGUUUUGUUUUACAUUUUGCUACAACAUACAAUUGAUCUCUUUAGAACGCAAUUGCACAAAAAAAGCUUUGGUGUAGUUACGUAUUUUGGGCAAACAAGCAAAAUAUUGUAAACAUAUGAAGAGCUGAUUGUAAAGUAUUAUUUAAGCUGACAUAUUAUGGUGAAUCUAUGUAUUGGUAAUAAAAAUAUUACAUCACAAAAA